Gastrolobium bilobum is the source of this 336-nucleotide messenger RNA. Its product is annotated as endo-1,3;1,4-beta-D-glucanase-like. The transcript is spliced from 3 exons. Gene Ontology annotation, molecular function: hydrolase activity. Bases 1 to 336 code for a protein of 111 amino acids. The record is from RefSeq and is a predicted model, not a curated record. Lineage: Eukaryota; Viridiplantae; Streptophyta; Magnoliopsida; Fabales; Fabaceae.
AUGGCUGGUCCAGAAUGCUGUUCAAACCCACCAACCCUGGACCCCUCUAGUGGAUCCGGCCAUGUUCGUAAAUUCGCUGGUCUUAAUUCCUAUCUCUCGGGCUCCCCCUACUCCAAUCGAGCCAUUCUCUUUGUCUCCGAUAUUUUUGGUAUUAGUUCUAUUUUAUUUUGUAAGCAUGCAAACAAGGUUGCAGCUGCUGGGUAUUAUGUGGUGGUUCCUGACUUCUUCAAUGGUGAUCCCUUUGAUUUUGAUAAUGUGAACAGGCCUUUACCUAUUUGGAUAAAAGAUCAUGGAGUGGACAAAGGCUUUGAAGCUGCAACACCCUUAAUCAAUUGA